GCUCGGCCGUGCCUGCUGGAGCCCUCCGGGCACCGCGGCCCUGCACGGCCCUCAGAGCUGCCCGCGGCCCCGCCCCGAGGGCCGUCGUUUUUGCUCUUUUCUCGUGGACCUGUUGCAGUACGAGAGCGGCACUAGAGUUUCUCCGGUGCUUUUGUUUUUCGUUUUUCCCGGUGGUAGAAUGUCUAAACUAAUGCGAACGCGGAUGCGAUUUACUUUUUAAUCCGGCAGCUUAAGAUAUUUACAGUCAGAAGAAGCCUAACAGAGCUGGAACUGUCCGUGCGAAUCUGAGAAAUCCUGUGUGGGUUUUCAGAGCUGAUAAAGUGAGAGCGCAGCUGGGCGUGCCUGAUUUUGGAUGUGCUUCGUGCCCGACCUCGGGUAGCAAAUGACUGUAUAGCUGCAGAUCGGCUUUUUACUUCAUCCUGUACGCUCAUCUGCUCGCGGAACGCUGAGCCGAGGCAGUUUGUUUCUCCUCUCCGUCAGCUGCUGAAGUAUCCCUGCAGGUUCUCCUCAGACAUGUGCCUCUGUUACUGGCAGCAUGUGCACGUACAGCUCUGACGUUGUGUGCCCGUCCUCUGUGAGGAAAUCUGGUCCGUUCAAUCUAAACAGUAGGAACUUGCUGAGGAGAUGCAGACUAGACUCCAUUCUUUUAACAGUUGUGCAGUUUUAAGUUACACCACCUGUGACUCAGUUUAAUGUGCGAGUAAAGCCUCAGUACAGCACAGUCACUGAAAUUACUCCUUGAAAUAAAAGUGAUGAACCCCUGUAGUGGUUACCCAUCCAUGUACUCCAGUUGCUUCUGUCUGGCAUUUCUGAGUUGAAAUGAGACCCUUUAAGUUAUGGUACUGUCAUCCAGGUUGGAGGCAGGAUAAUUGUUUGUAGUGCCCCUGCUGACUCUGUGGGAGGGUCCCACUUUCCUGUUUCUAAGUCCUGAGUUUUAAGAGUAGGGAGAUGCUAGUGACAGGGAUUGUGGAAAUUCUUGAAGUAUUUCUCUUUUUCUAUGUCUGUAGUAAGGAAAUUGUAAUACUUCAUUGCGUAUGUAAUGGUGAGUUCAUAAAAAGCUGUGAAUAUCUAGCAUCUUGUGAAAGUUUCAGUUAAUGUUUUAUUGCAGUGUCUGGUGAGUUUGCAUAAAUAAAGGAAAGUGUUUUUCCUGAGUAGGUUGAUGAGUAAAACUCAGUUUGGUUAAUAUAGAGGUUUGGCUGUUUGGUUUUUUCUUCUAUUAUUUUAGAAGCAUAUUUCAUUUCCUGAAUAACAGCCUCAGCAGAAUUUAAUUUGUAGAGAGUACAUGGAAGAAAGAAGGAACAAAGUUAUUCUGGUAGGAACAGUUAACGUUUAGGAGGAAACAUACUGCAGUAAUGAAAAAAUAGAUGUACUGCAGACAUCAAAAAUAGGUUUAUUCGUUUUAUUGUCUGACCUGUUCGCAAAGAAUUACAGAAAAUUUUGCAUGCCUAAGGGCAAGGAAAACAUGUUAUUAGCUCUAGUUUAAAAGCCACUUUAAUUUUUUGACAGAUGGGAUGAGAAGAGACAAGUGUCCUGCUCUGCAAAUGGCCUCCUGUUUGACAUUUGUUGUUUGCUAGCCUGGAAUCGUCUUUGAUGGUGGAAGGCUGGCGACACUAAGAUGUUUGAUAGAAUCAAACCAUCUGAUGAGGCUUCUGCUUCUUCAGCACAAGGAAUGGAAAGACAUGGUGUUGAAGGCUCAUUGCAACAGUACAGCAAUAGCAGUUUACAUUCAAGAAGGCAAGAACGUCCUCGGCCUGGAGUAUCCACCAUGCAAAAUAGACAAGGCUACUGCAACUGCUGUCAUGUACACUACAAUAAUCUGGAACAGCAUAUUUUUAGCUCCCAGCACAGACAUUUUACCACUUACUGCAGGAAUCGUAUGGGUACCAGUAGCUUGAUGGAGCGUUUCCUGCAAGAUGUUUUGCAGCAUCAUCCCCACAGAUACCAUGACAACAGGCCAACCUAUGAUGAUAUGCCAGUCCCUGUCACUCCAGUGUCUGCCAGGAUUGCUUCUUCAGGAGAGGAGGAGAAAAAGAAGAAUAGAGGCAGACAGGUGACUUCCAGCAAAGACCAGGAGUCCGUCGACAAUGUGCGCUCUUCUGCUCCAUACCUAUCUCAUGAGCACACAAAGGAAACUUCUGUAACGCAGACAUUUACUCAAAAAUUAGAAACUGAAAAGGAACGUGUUACAGGAACAUCCCGGGUGUCUAUGGGCAAUUGUAGCAAUGAGAAAUGCAGUGUCCUCAAAGAUGCUCAAAUUGGAAAUCAUAGCCAUGAAGGCCAGUUUAUGGCUGUGAGCCCAGUACCUCAACAUUUUUCUGUCAGUACAUUAGUUCAUAGUUCUUCUGUUAAUCGUAAAAUAGAAAAAAAUAUUAAGACUUCAUCAUCAUCAUCAUCAAAUCGUAUUCUGCAUAGUGGAUGUGAUAACACAGGAAUGGAGGUAUGCAUUAGGAAUGAGUUGAAGCCUGCUCUGGCACUGGUUCACCCAAAAUGCCCUUCAGUUUUGCAUCAGAAUCCUGUGUGCAGCCACAGGAAUACUUUACAUGUUACCUCAGGUCAACCUCUUUUAACACGAGAUGGUUUACAAACUCAGGAUGAAACUUUGGUGUCUGAUUUCCGUCUCAGGGAUACUGUGGGGAUCAGCAGCACCCUAGGUCUUGGGACUUCCCCACCACUAGCAAGAUGCAAAAAUGUGAAGAUGAACAGAGGGGAUGCAAGUUCAGUGGAUGAAACAAUUGAAAACGUUAUUCUGAAAUAUUGCCAUGGAACUGCAUAUGAAGAACUUCAUUUCAAAGAGGAGAAUAAUCUCUGUUUAACUUUUUCAUCACUUCUGGAUCAUGCUGAUUUAGAGGGCUCUGAAAUGAGUUUUGACUGUGAUGCACCUGUUCAGUCGGGAACAGACUUACCCAAGGCAGCUAUAAAAGAUAUAGAAUUGCUAAAAGAGGUCCAAAUAAGUCUGCAAGAUAAAGACUAUGGAACACAGCUCUCUUCUGUUUUAAAAAGUGAGUCAGUGAAGCAAACAGAAACAGUGAAACAGAACAUAGUAGUUCAUCCUGAAGAAGCAGUUCUUCCAGCUCUGCCUCAUGUGCCUCCUUCUUUUGUGGGAAAGACUUGGUCUCAGAUAAUGUACGAAGAUGAUAUAAAAAUUGAAGAACUUGUGCGUGAUUUCAGGGAAGGUCGUUUUCGCUGCUACUUUGACAGUGAAUCCUCAGCCAACUGUACAGGAAAGAGAAUGAAGAAAAAAAAGCAGAGAGACGAAAAAAGGAACAAUCCUGCUGAGGGUAAUAGAAUAGAAACUGCAUCAGUUAAAGCACUACCAGAGUUUAAUGAUGCUUUAAGUGGUGGCUUUGAUUUUGAUAACCCAUCUUUAGCUUCAGAUAGGCUAUGCAACCCGCAAAUUCUUAAAACACCUAGGAAAAGGACAUGGCGCCUAGCUUCAAGAUGUCAGGUGGUUAAAGUUAGCCAUGGCACCCAAACAAGUCUAUUGAACUACCCUGUAACAAAAAGAAAAAUGACAAGAAGAGAAUCGGAUCCAUCUGAUCAAAAAGCAAGCAUUAUAUGGCCAGAAAAUGAAAAGACUCCAAACAUGAAAACUAGACUCUGUGCCCUUAAACUUCCUGAGUCCUAUAGCAAGAUUAUGAGCCCUGUGCAGCCCAAGACAGUGGUGUAUGUACUUUCGUGUCCAGAGAUGAAACAGUGUAAAGGUAAACCUGUAGAUAUUCCCAAAAUGAGGAAAAAUCGUAAUUCUACAGAUAGCAAGGACUCUGUAAGGUAUAAAUACAAACAGUGUUCUUUCAAGUAUUAUGACCCACUGACAAACAGAAUUCUGAAAAUGCCUCCUAAGGGUUUAGUUGGGGAAAAGGCCAAAAAGCCUUCUCACGUUCGACAGCUAUUCAGAAGUCUCAGCUUUGAUACAAACAUGAGGAAAUUAGCUGAUGCACAGAGAGAAGGCACACCAACAAAGUCCUUCAAUCGGUCAGACUUCUAUAGCUCACCUUCAGCAAUUUGUCUGCCAGAGUCAGCUAAAGGGAAUGAUACGCUAUCAAGUCAAAAAGCAGAUGGAUCUUCAGUUUCCACAGAAAGAACAGAUUGUCUGGUAUCUAGUCACUCUGAGAACUCUUUUAAACAGCUGGUCAUUUCACCUUUGAGUUCUCACCAGUCUGUUGUUGAAGGAGAUGGGAGAUUAACUCCGUUUAACAGUAGAGUUACCAAAACUCCUUUGACCUCCAUCAGGGGUGAUCGAUUAGAGAGAGAGAACCCAAAAGCAAUAUGGAAGAGAAAAGAAAGCACUAAUAAAGAACCUUUUUUUUCCAAAAAAGCUGCAGGAGCUAUGUCUGUCAGAUGUGCUGUUGCGAGGAGAGGAAACAGAGUAACAACAGGCAAACAAACUUCCAGAACUAAAAAGCAACAAAAAGAGGGUAUGAGAAGUAAACUUUCUCCUUGUGCCCAGAGAUCGUCAGCGUUCUCCAUUCACAGGCACCAAACAAGGAAAAAUACAGUGGGAAAACAUCUUAAGAAAGAAAAACCCGAUGCUAAAAAAUUAAAUGUGAGGAGGAAGUCAAAAAGGACUUUUCUGAACUCAACAGUCACAAGUAUUCCUGAGAAGAGACAGAAAGGCACAUCGGGAUCUUUUCCCAAGAAGCCAGAGCGAGCUUCUUCCAAAGUCAGAAGCUGGGAACCAGCACCUGGAAAAGGAAAGGGAACAAAUGGAGGCCAUAGACAAAGCAGUUGAAGUGCUAGAGCUGCAGAAAGUACAGAGCCAGUCUAAUGUGAAACAGGUACAACUUUAAACUCUUGUUCCUGGUAUAUGGGACGUUAUAUAUUGCACUGUUCUACUGUGUAAAGCUGCAGAAGUUGUGCAUUUGAGUUUAAAGCACUUAGAUAGAACCCUAUUUACUAGGCUUCACCUGUGCAUCAAAACAAAUGGGCUUGAAUAGUAUGUUGUUUUAAUGGGAUUAUCAGUGCAUAAUAGUGCACUAUAAUCGGGUAAAUUAGAAGCUGUAUUAAUUAAUUGUGCCUACUCUCAUUUUUUUCCACAUAAUUCUUAAAGUGCAAAAAAAUAAUUCUGUUAUACUAGAAAUUAAAUUAAGAUAUAUUAAUCUGGGGUGAAUUCUGUGUUUGUAUUUUGUGUUUGUAUAUAUGCACAUCUUGUUCAACACAUAAUAUGGUAUAUAUUUGCCUAAUGAGUGGUAUUGAGAUUAAUAUAGUAUGAUAGAAUUCAGAUCAGUGCUUUUUUGAAAUGAAAUAGAACCGUUCUUGGUUUUAUAUUGAUCCUUUUUCCUGAAAUCAUGUCCAAAUUAGUUAUUUUGGACAAAAAGUCACUGUGGGCUGUUAUCUAGCAAUAAUGGACCAUCCUGGUAAGGAAGUAUGUCUCUCCUGGUUACCGUGGUGGUGGUGAUGGUUAUACUGAAUUCUCAAAUUCUGAAAGAAAUGUAAGUUUAAUGUUUUCUUCAUUCUCUUUUGUUCUUUUUUUUUAAAAAAAAAAAACACAGCUCAUUGGUAAAGUUCGUAGGUUAAUUUGACAGUCCUUAGGGAGGUGAUAGAAAUGUUAUAAUACAGACAAGUAACAAUGAGUUCUUGUAGUGUUUCAACAUUAAAUUUGAGACCCUGUGCUUUCUUUGGAUUUUAAUAGAGCGUACUGUUGGUUACAAUUUUGUGUACUGUAGUUCAAACUUUAUUUUAAAUAGUCAGUACAGUAUUGAAAUAAAACAAACCUGAAGCAGCAUCCAAUGUGUUAAAGUUAAAAUAUCUGCUUAAAACAGAUAUUUACAUAAGCUGAAUUUAAAAAUAAAAAUGAAAUAUUCCAUAAUAAUUCUUAUUAGGCAGUUGAUGCUUUAUGACUUUGUUGGGAAAGAAGUCUAAUAUUCUGUGGUUUUGGUUGUAUUUGUUUUUGAGUUUGUUUUGUUUUGGUUUCUUUGUUGUUUUACUUUGGUUUUGUUUUGGAGUUUUUUAUUUGCUUUUGGUUUUUAUGAUGACAGCUUAUUUGAUUAAAAAGUGUUUAGGAAACAGAAACCCCAGUGCUGAAAUUGUUUGUACACUAUAAAAUCAAUUUCCAUUUUUCAUUUGUCUUAAGUUUUAAGCGGAGAAUUGAGAAAUGAGUUUGGGCUCAUUUGUACAUCUGCAGUUCGAUGCAUUAUAUAAUGUAUCCUAUUGUAAAAGUCUUUGUAAAUUCUAUACUUGUACAGUAUAUCUUUUUUAGAUAAAUAAGAAUAGCUUAUGAAAGACCCUGCUGACUCUGCAAUUGCACACCGUACCUCCUGUGCAUUCCUUCCCUCCAAACCAAAACCUAUUCUUGGUUAACUUUCUGAAGUGUCAAGGGGCACUAGUUUGUAUUGAGAUAAAGCUGCACUUUGAACUGUUGUAUUUUUAAAUGAAAUGUCUGAAAGAAAUGUAAAAGCUGUCAUCAUAAACUACUCAUUGUUAAAAAUAUGUAUCAAAAAACUCCCCAAAAUAUAUAUACAUGCAUAUUUCCCAGCUUAAAUAAAAGAUGUGCGUGUACUUAAGCCAGCUGGAAACUAAGUUCUUUUGCAAGUCAAAUAUAGUCUGACUUUUUAAAAUUUUUCUUUUAGUUUUGAAAUAAAAGUUGAUUUUUAUGGGUGAGUUUUCCAAUGAUUGUCAGUUGACAAAGAAUCUUAUGACUGUAUUACAAGUCACUGGAAAAUAAAGGGUUAUAAUAUGAGUUUUUAUAGUCCUCUGAA
Molecule: messenger RNA, 6695 nt
Organism: Phasianus colchicus (ring-necked pheasant)
Lineage: Eukaryota; Metazoa; Chordata; Aves; Galliformes; Phasianidae
Source: RefSeq, a predicted model, not a curated record